Messenger RNA from Didymella exigua CBS 183.55, 1305 nucleotides. Its product is annotated as branched-chain-amino-acid aminotransferase. The coding region runs from base 87 to 1208 and encodes 373 amino acids. The transcript has 4 exons. NCBI's taxonomy places the organism in Eukaryota, Fungi, Ascomycota, Dothideomycetes, Pleosporales, Didymellaceae. The record is from RefSeq and is a predicted model, not a curated record. Gene Ontology annotation, biological process: branched-chain amino acid metabolic process. Gene Ontology annotation, molecular function: branched-chain-amino-acid:2-oxoglutarate transaminase activity.
GAUGACUUCCGAGGGUGCCGCGAACUGUCCAGUCACAACUACAUAUACCACACAACUCAACAACCGCCACACAUAUCGCAUCCAACAUGUCGGACUUUCCUCCCAAGCCCGUUGAUACCAUUGACUGGAGCAACAUCGGCUUCAAGAUCCGUGAAGUUGCCGGACAUGUCGAGUCACACUACUCUGUCGAGACCGGGAAAUGGACAGAGCCAACUUUCGUCGAGGAUCCCUUCCUGAGGAUUCACGGCAUGGCUCCGGUCCUGAACUACGGCAUGCAGUGCUACGAAGGCAUGAAAGCUUUCCGUUCGCCAGACGACACCAUCAACAUCUUCAGGCCAAACAUGAACGCCGAGCGCAUGCAGCACUCAGCCUCGUACAUAUCGAUUCCUGAAGUACCCGUUGACCACUACCUCAAGUGCUGCAGCUUGGCGGUAGGCAUGAACGCAGCCUAUGUCCCGCCCCAUGAGACUGGUGCAGCCAUGUACAUCCGUCCUCUUCUGUUCGGCAGCUCGGCACAGUUGGGCCUUAACCCACCCCAGGAGUACACGUUCGUAGUCUACUGCGUGCCCACUGGAGUCUACCACGGAAGCAACCCUGUCGACGCUCUGAUCCUUGAGGACUUUGAUCGUGCCGCACCAGUGGGAACCGGCUCGGCAAAGAUUGGCGGCAACUACGCCCCUGUCCUGGUACACAGCGAGAAGGCAUACAAGGCAGGCUACGGCAUCACACUGCACUUGGACAGCAAGACCCGUAGCGUAGUCGAUGAGUUCUCCACGUCAGCCUUUAUUGGUGUGAAGAAGGAUGGUGACAAGGUCAAGCUGGUUGCCUCUGGCAGCAAGAACGUCAUCAAGAGCGUCACUGGAGACAGUAUCCUCAAGAUCGCGGAGUCUUUCGGCUGGGAGACGGAAUCAAGAGAGAUCCCCUACGAGGAGAUCAAGGAGUUCGACGAAGUCCUUGCCGCAGGAACAGCAGCAGCUGUGGUCCCCAUCAAGUCAAUCACUCUGGUAUCGAAGAACGACAAGAUCACCUUUGCUGCAGCAGAGAAGGAGCCUGGCCCAGCUUGCGUCAAGCUGCUCACCACUCUGCGUGGUCUCCAGCAAGGCAAGAUCGAGGACAAGCAGGGUUGGCUGUACAAGGUCGAGAGGCCCGCGCAGUUUGGCAAGACAGAGGUCAACGGCGAAGCCAAGGCUGUUGGACAGCUGCCUUGAUCGGCUCUGAUGACGAAGUAAAUGAGGAAUGACGACGAUCUCCGACAUCAACUCCAAAAGCACAGAACGAUAGAAUGCACAGACCAUGAACAUCAAG